AUGGAGUUUAGCGCUGACAUUGAAACACAUCAUCUUGGGUCUGUGACUGACAAGGAAUGUGAUAACUACAAACUGAAGUUGUCAGACGUUGGUCCUGAAUCAGACAGCGGUUCAAUAAUUUCGGUACAGCUUCUUGAAUUUAAGACGAGCCUCCUUGAAGCAGUGGAGGAAUUGCAUAUUCACAGGGAUUCUGAAACACGCCACGAGGCUCAGAUCUGUAAACUCGUCCUGGAGAAGCAAGAACUAGAGUGGCAGAAGGAGGCUUUACAAAAUCAAAUCAACAGGAUGACAAAAGAACAAUCAGAAUCCCUUGCUGUUGUUAAAAAGCAGUUUCAGGCUCAGAUUCGAGGAAUAGAAGGAGAAAAGGGGAAACACCAACUGAGUGUUGAAUUAAAAGACAAAGAGAUCACCAGCCUGAAGGAAGAGUUGAAGUUACUGCAGUUGUUCAAGUACAGUUUGGAGAAGAAAUUAAGCGAGCUGGAGCAGAAGGUGCAGCUGCAGACUCAGGUGAAGGACAGCCAUCUGAAUCAGCUGGGAGAGGUGGAGAAGCGUUUCAGGACGAUAUCGAGACAAUGUGCUGUGGUCAGACAAGUGCAUGAGAAACUGGAGCAGAAUGUCGAGGAGGCAAUGCGGAUUAACAAGAAACUUGUAUCCAUGAACAAAAAACAAGAAUCUACAAUUGCUGCACUGAAAAAGGAUAUGGAGGGGCUUAACAGUGAGCUGGUAAAAAGCAAAGUUGUGUCCAUCUGCAGAUCUGGAGACGAAAGUUCUUCUUACCUGCUGAAAGACCAACAAAUGCAGGAGCUUAAGCAAAGGCUGAUUGUGGAGACAGAACUGAAUAAGAAGCUAAGAAAUGAAAUUGCUGUAGAAAGAGCAGAGAAGCAGGAGCUUAUGAGCUCCCUCCAGCAUGCCCAGUGGCUGCUGCAGACUCAGACGCAGGCUGUGAGUCAAACCGAGCAACAGCUCCUCAUACACACAGAGGAGUAUCAGGUCCUUAAACGAGAACAUGAAAUGGUCCGAGAGAGGAGCAAAGAAAAAGAGGACAGACUUGUGCACUUGAUCGAUGACUACAAACAUUCCAAAAUCGCUCUUGAAAAAGAGAUGCGGACUCUGCAUGCAAAAAUGCAGGCAGAUCAGGAAGAGCUGAAAGCUGUUAAAAAGGCAUACGAUCACCUCCAUGAGAAACACCAACAACUGUCCUCUUGUAUGAUGCAUCAAGCAAGACCUAUUCAUGGCUUAGAGAAUGGCAGAAUUGACAUCCAAACAAAUUCUCCUACCAGCCUGAACUGUGUUAUGGAUCUGGAUAAGGAUAUAUCUUCAGAUGGAGAAGCCCGUCAAGCCAGUCCUCAAAAUAACUGUGAGCAAAUGAGACAUUGCAAAGAAGAUGAAGACAUUCCAGAUGAAAGGACUGCUGAGUGUCAAGAAGCGGUAAUAGGCAGAGAAGACGAUGAGGUUAAUGUUCGUUCUCAGAUGGAUCGAACAACUCUGGCACUUCCACCUUCAGAAGGCCUUGUUGGUUUGGCUCCAGAUCAGUCAGAGACAAGUGAGAGAGUCAGUGGAACUGAUGUGACAAAUCAGCAGAUAGAUCCAGCUGUCAAACAAGAAGCUAGCGUCAGUGAAAGCGCACCAGUGCUUGGCUUGUUUGAUAAUGGUCACCCUUCAAACGCACUGCAAAGUUAUACAGAAAGCUGUCUCGCUAAGCUAUCAGAACCCCAAACCAGGUCUGUUUAUGGUGUGGCCAGUGACCCAGUGAUGUCUGAACCCAGGGUUACGCCAGGGGAGAAGAGUCUGUGUGUCUAUGAAAGACGAGAGCACCAGACACCAGAUAUACACACAUCCGAGACAUCUCAGGACAUUAACUUGAAAGGAGUUGAGCCUCAGACUGCAGCACCUGAGAAAAAUCAGGCACCAAGCACCUCACCAAAUAGCGAUAGUGUUGUAGAAGAAGAUACAGAACCACCACAUGCACAUAACAAGAGUCCUACGAAGUACGGACAAUUAGGUGUACCCUAUUUAAACCCACAGCAACGAUUCAUUCCUCAUGAGUCAGACUCUUCUCGUGAAGGAUUCUCUUUAGUACCUCAUGCUGCCUCAAUUUCUGACACACCCUUUAGUGAACUACAAGAACUACAAGUAAGUCCUGAUCAACAGGAAGACAUAAACAACCAUAUCAGGGUCACUAAGGCAAAAUGUAUCCCAGAAGUGGAGUUGAAUGCCAUUUCCCAUCCUGCUGAAUCAUCCUCUCGAAGUACAGUGUUUAUCGCGGCUAAUGUAGCAGAAGCUCAAGAUGGAAAUAAAACAGAUGAUAUCUGUACUUCUGCUUUAUCUGCACAGAGCAAUGAGCAAAAUGCGGAAGCAUCUCCAUAUCCCCAGAUGUCACACCCACAGGAAAAUUCUGUGUUCCCUGAUACAAAACUUAGCGAACAGCCGAAUAAUAAAGAAAAUCAAAUGACUGGCAUAGAACCAGCUUACAGUGAUGAAAGCAAAAGAUAUGGAUCAUCUCUUGAGUUGGACGUGCCUUUGAAAGAAACAUUGGAUGCAAAAUUGAAUGGCUCACAAAGUGCUGCAUUGAGGCAAACAAACAAAUCCUCAGCACCCUCAAAAAUAUUCAUUUCUGAGCAGAAAUCUGUGCUGCCCUCUGGCUUCCAGGACCUUCUCAGAUCAUUACGUACCCCUGUUUUUCCAAAGUCCACACUAAGAAACCGAGGUGGACCUCUUGACAAGGCGAAUGUUUCAGACAUCCAUCCUUACCGAAAAAAUGAUCACUACGGGGAAUGGAAUGCAAUAAAAGAGACAUUUUCUGAAAUCUCUACUGAAAAAGAGAGCAGAAUUCCAAUCUCGUUUGGUUCAGCUCAGCCAGGCAGCCCAGCGGCAUGCUCUGUGGGUAAUGGGCUGAGACAGAACUUCACUGUUACUCCCCCUCCAAGACGGCACAACUUGGGAAAAGUGUCUCGGUCCGUGUGUGAGGAAAGAACACCCACGCCUCUUGAGAAAGAGGACAAUCAGAAGUCUGACAUCAGGUCCCAGAUCGCUAAGAUUGAACAGUUCUUCUCUUCUGAAGUUGUUAAACCGCAAAAAAGACGUAGAGUAGAUGAGAUUGAACUUUAAAAGGCUUAGACUAAAUGCAUUAUCUUUAUUAUAUUAACACCCAGGCUGUUAUAGAGCUUGAAUGUGACUGUUUUGCUUUUGUUUGCGUCACAUUUAACAAAAAAGAGUAUUGUUUAAGACUUUUGUUAGAUAUAUCAGAACUAUCUCAAUCUGAUCACUUAAUUUUUUUUAAAUUCUGUUCCUUCUUUAUGUGAAACAUGACCCAAAUGCAUUUUAGUCCUUGCUCCAUGCUUUACCCUACUGAUAAACAAGGUAAGCUGCUUCACAUAAAACAUGUUCAUUACAGUUUUAAAGCCAAUUAACACUAAUUACUCCCGAGAUGGUCUGUCUUUUCCUCUGAGGACAUUUAAUUUGCCAAAUACAAACUGCUGCCAACUAUAACUUGUGUUAAUUAAAACAUUUGAGUAACAGGAAUCAAUUAAUGCACAUUAACCCAAAUUAGAAAAUGCAAAUGAUUCUCUCAUUAAGUUUAUGUUCUCAAUAAGGAGGUUGUUUAGAACAUAUGGGCACAUGUUAGGGCGAUACAGAUGACAAAAUGUGUUGCCGCUGCUGCUCAAGUAGAGAGUUUAUGUUGUAGAACAAUCAGCAGAUGUUAAUGAGCUUUUCCAUCCACCUGAAAAUCUGCCAAACUAAAAUCUAACGUCAUAUUUGUACUUGAUAUGUUUGUAUUUGAUUUUCUUUCGGUUUUAUUUGGGAUGUACGUGUGUUCGUGUGUGUAUUUGUUAUUCCCAUAUAUUCUACAGAGCUGAAGCUGAUGCAUGCAUUUCAUUCUGUUUUAUUGUUAGAUAAAUCACAGUUCAUUUUUAAAAUUAAAGUAGUUUAAAGGGCUUAACAAAAAUCAUUCUCCUUAGAAGAAAUAAAACCACACUGCAGAAAGAAAAUGUGCACCUCCUGAGGAUGGCACAAGGUCCCUCUCAGAUCUGGCUUAAUACACUUACUCAUUAUUAAUAUGUCAAAAUGUUAAUGUCCUCAUAAAGAAAUCUGAUGUGUUUUGAGUGUCUGUGCCAGCAGUGCUGACCCUUAUCCUUAAAGGGAGUAGGCAAUAUGGAAAGCGCAAUUUUAAUACACAAUCUGGAAUAUGAAGUGGCGGUCCUUUGAAACAGUCAAUUACACUUGAGCGCGGGAGGGACCCUGGUGUUAAUUACUAGUCGGUUUUAUGUAGAGUGUAAAUAAAGAGCUUGCUGACAUUCACAUUCCAUCACUAUGUCCUGACUGCCACAGCAAAUUAGCCUGGCCCCUAUGGGCUCCACUGGACCCUGAGCGUUCAUUUAACACUAGAAUAACACUCACUAACACUCACCGCAAACGAGGGAGCAGAGGGCUGCACAGGCAGGGCUAGCAGAGAUGCUGAUUAGAUUCACAUUGAGAUCUUUAAAGACACUUUUCUUGGCUAUUAAGAAAAAUAUUUGGGUAUUGUUUAAAAGUAGUUAGUUAUGGAGAAGCUGGUUGUAAGCAAUUCACUUUAACCUACAGUCAUAUUUGAAUGACUUACAUAGACAUAAACAAUAUUAACAUCAGAUAAGAUUUAAGAAUUUUUUAUUCAAAAUUGGUUAAGAAUUUUAGCAUGUAAUCCUAAAGCAACAUAUGUCAAAUAGCCGUGAGUCCGCAGCAGGGUUUUAAUAGAACGCCCAAACUAUUGCUUUAGAUACUAAGCAAUUGUUAACUACCUUUUAUGUUUUUUUUUCUUGCCAAAAGAUCCCCCCUCCAUCUUUCUGCAUGGAGGAGGACACACUAGUGUUGUGAAUCACCUCCGCUUUAGCCUUCUCAUCUUACCUCUCACUGAGAGACGAGAAGAUAAUCCCUGCCUGCCCAGUAUUGUCAAAGGUCACCACAGUUUAAAGUUCACCAUCCACAUCAUUUAUAUGGCCCUAAAUUAGCCCCAACCUGUGGUUCUGACUCUCUCUUUCUCUCUCGCUCUGUCUCUCUCGCUAUCUCACUUUUAACUGACUAUUCAUCAAAUCAUUGCUCUGCACAUCCUUGCAGCGGGAAACAUGAACAAUGCUCGGUGGACAAUGCUUUUGAUUGAAUUAUGCUCCUCAAGGACCACCGUGGGAGCGCCAUACGUUUCUAAUUCUGCAAAGGUUAGGAGCGAUCACAUGAGUACACAUUACUCCCCCGUACAUCUAUAUAUCUGUGAGCGGCACAGUGCGCUCCAUAAAGGAUGAACCAUUUCAGCUGUUACUGAAAAGUAGUGGACCCCAAAACCCAGUCUUAACCCGCAUGCUGUCCUGCAUUAUCCAUGUCCCUGCUGACGUGUUGGGCUGUAAGUCUCGCACAGUGGGACAUCCAGCUGGAUGAUGGAGAGCGCUAGUGCACUCCAGGGGAGCUUGUAAAACUGCCGUGCCCCUGAUUUCCACUCUGAGCCCGGCCUCCACCUCAACGCACUCUCCAUUCUCGGCUUUCCCUAAAUCAUGGAGCGGGGAUGACAUGUUGAGAUCCAUUAAGCAACAAAUGUAUUUUGUUACUAACUUUUACAGGGUCAGAGAGAUGGUCGGGGUCUUGCUGUUUUAAAGUAAUGCACUGUGGAACACUGAAUCAGUGUCCGCUAAUGAAGAGUAGGUGGCCUGUUCAAUUACAGGGGAAAAGAUAGGGUCAUUUUUUUUUUUUUUUUUUUUUUUU
Ictalurus furcatus (blue catfish) is the source of this 5727-nucleotide messenger RNA. RefSeq lists its product as uncharacterized. The transcript has 18 exons. The coding region runs from base 1 to 3108 and encodes 1035 amino acids. The record is from RefSeq and is a predicted model, not a curated record. NCBI's taxonomy places the organism in Eukaryota, Metazoa, Chordata, Actinopteri, Siluriformes, Ictaluridae.